AUGACGAUACAAGUUGUUGUCCCUAAUCUUGAGAAGAACUAUCCUCGUCGUAGAGAUCGCCUACAUGAGGAGCCCUCAGCCAAAAAUGCCCAGGGACUAUUUCCUCCUGAUGCAUGCAUCUUUGUUGGGAAUCUUUCCACAAAGGUUUGCACAGAUGACCUGGCUGAAGACCUCAAGAAAGUCUUCACCGAGUUCGGCCAAUGUCAUGUUAAGAUAAAGCAGGAUAAGAAAAAAAGGGCUGCCAGGAGCCUUUGUACAAUUCGAGUGAUCGUGUUAUGCUGCAUGACCGGUGGCUUCGUAUCGAGAGAGCGAAAGGAAGAAAAUGAAGGAACCGCCGGUCUUGGUCUUCGGUCAGGUGCCCCCAUCACGGUUGAUGACCUAUCUUUCGCACUGGAAGGACGAGGUCCUGUGGAGGCUUAUUGUUUCGAAUCGUACCUAGUUGGUCCCCAGAUAUGGGCAUUAAUUUGUAAAGUCACAUUUGCCUAUGUCGAUGAUUGCAGGGACGCUAUCAAGAUGGUGCGUAACAACAACAACACCCGAUACAAUAAUGCUAGAGUAUACCGGAAUCAGCAAAAUCGAGCUGGCUAUCGUGGUGUAGGUUGGAGACCUUCUUUCCGACCCCUACAGCAACAGCAACAGCCAGAGAGCCAGUCUUCACCUUAUCUACGAGAUCAUUUCCCCGUCCCGCCCAUCUGGAUGAACGGCACGCAAUACAAUCACGAAGCACAUCAACCAGUCUAUCCGCCACCACAACCGCACUUGAAUAGCUUUUACGGCCCUCCUCCACUGGUCGUUCAUGGCCAGCCUAUAUUUGAUCAUUUGCCCUCGCCCCCUGACAUGUAUCUUUCUCCCAGUCUGGCUGGACCUUUUAUCAUCAACAGUCCAUUACAAUAUGAUGGUAGCAUGUCGGCAUUGAAUCACGAGGCAUUCCCCCCACACGGCGGUUUUCCAAGUCUGUCAUCUGGUAAUAUAAGCCAGCAUGGUGGAUAUUCCAACCAACAAGCCUAUGAUGGACAGGGAGCCUAUGCGGCCACAUUUGACCAUCAACCUCCACCUCAUGAACAGCAUCAGACAACGCCACCACCGAAAAAUUGUGAAAUGGUGAAAGAUAAAGCAGCAGAGGAUACUGGAAUAGAGAAGCUCCUUGAGCUCAAUAAACCAGAAGCGCCUCCAAAGCUCAUUCGUGUCGGCGAGUUUGACUGCAGCACGACAACUAAGAAGAAAGAACAACUCGAACCAGUCAAGGAGGAAGACGAAGAUGGGAAUGAGACACAAGCUACGGAAUUAACCUGUGACUCGGCAUCUAUUUCCGACUCAAGCAGCAGUAGAAGCUCUCAUCGUUAUCAUUAUCGUCUUGACAAAAACUGCAAAAAUGAUCACACAAAACAUCUAGGCAAAGAGUAUACACCGAGCUUCUCACGCUCUCGUUCGUGUUCUCGCCCAUCUAGUAUGAUUGCAUACUAUGCGCCUUCCAGCCCUGCAAGUGAUAUCUGCCUAGCGACUCAGACCACGCCUACCAAAACAAUUGAUGAAUAUGUGCGAUACCAGGCACCAACCAAGCAAGACUUGAGUGUUAGUGAAAAUGUUAAAAGAGAUGUGGUCAUACCGCUAGAAGCAGAGCAGGUACAAAAACAGAAGACGGAGCCGUUCAUUGACUCGAAUUUGUUCACCAAAAUCAGUUUGACGAAAUUCUUCCACAUGGGUUGA
Messenger RNA from Penicillium malachiteum, 1707 nucleotides. RefSeq lists its product as uncharacterized. The coding region runs from base 1 to 1707 and encodes 568 amino acids. The transcript is spliced from 6 exons. The record is from RefSeq and is a predicted model, not a curated record. Lineage: Eukaryota; Fungi; Ascomycota; Eurotiomycetes; Eurotiales; Aspergillaceae.